AUGUUUCUUACAAUUGUCUUCAUUGCGUCGGUGACGUUUUUGUUGCCGUUCAUAGCCCUCAUCAAUGAGGAUUAUCUUCCAGAGGUAUUUAUCCCUAUAGCUAGUCAAAUGAGACUAUACUUGCCAGACUCCUUUGCUGUUGGAAACAGUACUGCGGAUCCUACUGCUCCGGUUUUAGGAGUUGACAACAUUGUUAAACCUACUCUGGAAAUUACUGCUGCUCCAUUUCUUGAAAUCCCGCUUCCCACUAGUUUUAUUGAACAUAUCCCAACCGGGGUCACAACUGAGGACAUUAACAAUAGAUUCAAGGAUCUUUUCAAUAUUGCGAAAAGCUAUUCAGAUGAUGCCUGUGAUUUCAUUUUGAAGCACACGUACUAUCAAAAUAGUGUGGAAUUCAUUGGUUAUUAUAUCAACUUAGUAACUGAAUUUAUUAGUCAUUAUGCUAACCUUGCUAUUGAGAACAUCAAGGAAAUUGAAGAUUCAUUGUUCUUCAAUGAUUAUGUUUAUCCAGCGUAUCAACGCUAUUGGUUGCCAAUUCAAGAAUACGCCGAAGAAUUAUUAGAAAAGCAUUAUUUCAGCUUGAGCGAUGAAUCACAAGAAAAUAUUUUGAAAGGAUUGAUUGUUUUUGUUAUCAUGAUUGCUCUAUUUUUACUAUUGCCUGUGCUCAAAUUCAUCUUCAACGCUUUUGUCAAGGAUGCAAAAGAGUUUCAUGACUCUGCAAAAAGCCAAUACAAGUCCACAAAGACAAAAAAUAAUGAGGGGGACAUCACUAAGACAGAUUCCAGUUUAGAUUCUGUUCAGAAAACUAUCGAUGAAGCUGUACGCAAACAAGGAAAAAGCAAAAAAAAAUCUUCCAGAAAGAAGAAGAAGAUUGCAAGUGGGUACGAUAAUGAUAACUUCAGAAGAUCUUCCUCUUCUUUUGUGGGUCUCAAUCAAAAACUUUUGUCGGUUGAUGAUAUUAAUGAGAAGAUUUUAUUGAGGUUCAGGAAAUCAGCUGAAACUCUCGUUGCAGAUAAGAUGAACAGCACAAGUAUCAAUUUGGAGUUACCUGGACAAGAAAAAAGCAAUGUUGCCUUAAAAUUUGAAGGAAUUGUUGAACUUAGUACCGCUGAACGUAGUAGUUCUGUUAGCUCAAGCCUACGGGACUACUUGGGGUCUGUUGACUCUGAUUCUGAAAUUGCCAAAUCCACCUUUGACAGUGAUGAUAACCGUCUGUCUAUAAGUAGCCAAGACUUCAAUGAGCACGUUGAUGAAAAAAUCCUGAAUGUUCAGGCCAGGAACAUUGGUUCAUUUCUUCAAAGUAGCCAGACUCUAGACCCCCAUGUGGUUGUUAGGAAUCUUGACAUAUCAAAUUAUGAAAUCGAGAGCGAGGAUAAAAAUGCAACACAAAAUACAAAGGAGGAUGAGGAUUUUGAAGUUUCUACGGUCACUGAAACUGAUAUCAUCCAACUCGCAUCACCAGCUCAACACUUGGACAUCGAACCUGCCUCUAGUGCUGAAUCAGACACUUAUAUUGAAGAAAUUAUUAGUUAUACAGAGACUUUAAGUACCCCUACUAAUCACGAUGACGUCAAUAUUCCUCUCACGCCAGCUGAUCACAGUACAGAAACGAUCCAUUUUGUUCCAGCUUUUAGCCCUGUGGCCUCACCUGUUGCUCAAACCAUAUCUACAAACAGGCUUGAUGGCUCCCCCUCUAAGUUGAUUUUCAAGGCGGCGUUUAACACCACUAGUGGGAUCACUCACAACAAUGUUUACUCUGCGAUUAUUUUACCUCAAUCACCAAGCAAAAGCAAAAGCAAAAGUGAUGCUAUGACACAUUCGCCAUUGAAGGAUAGCCUAGAUUUCCUUCAAACGGGACACCAAGUAAAAAUAGUUGCGAAUGAUGCUUCAAGCAGUUAUGUUGAAUAA
Messenger RNA from Saccharomycopsis crataegensis, 1908 nucleotides. RefSeq lists its product as uncharacterized. The record is from RefSeq and is a predicted model, not a curated record. The transcript has a single exon. Bases 1 to 1908 code for a protein of 635 amino acids. Lineage: Eukaryota; Fungi; Ascomycota; Saccharomycetes; Ascoideales; Saccharomycopsidaceae.